Messenger RNA from Pecten maximus, 1159 nucleotides. RefSeq lists its product as uncharacterized. NCBI's taxonomy places the organism in Eukaryota, Metazoa, Mollusca, Bivalvia, Pectinida, Pectinidae. The record is from RefSeq and is a predicted model, not a curated record. The transcript is spliced from 2 exons. Gene Ontology annotation, biological process: regulated exocytosis. Bases 168 to 722 code for a protein of 184 amino acids. Gene Ontology annotation, cellular component: trans-Golgi network membrane; lysosomal membrane.
CGACAGAGGAUCAUACACAGGUAAAAAUAUGACGGGGGUGUUUACACGCCGCAGACCGAGCGACUUGCAGAAGUUUAGACGCCACUAUACACUCUAGCUAUGUAGAGUAACUUGAUCAGCUAUUUACUUGUCAGGUGGUGCGUUUCUAUCAUUAUACCCGCAGCGCAAUGAAGUCGUAUCCUGACGAUAGAAAAUAUGUUCGAAACAACAUUAUCGGUGGUAUGGCAUGUUGUGUGGUGUCGUGCAUACUGGGGUUUGUGUUGCUUCCAGCACCCACGCCUCGACUGGAGACGGUGUCGAUGAGAAUUAUAUACUGUUUACGCUGGCAAAUUUGGCCCGUCCUUUUAUUAACAGCAGGUAUCAUGAUGGUUGCUUACAAGCGAUUCUUCACCAGCGCCAUUGACCCCAUCGAGGGCCGAGGGGAACAUCUAGUGGAUGUCCACAAACGUUACGUACAGAACACUCUAGAACAGCUAGUGUUGCACGUCUCGUCCUCCGUCCUGCUCGCUUCCUUCAUCUCGCCGGAAUCCAUGACAAUUAUUCCAAUUCGUGUUUUCCUCUUUGUUCUCGGACGAGUGACGUUUUGGUAUGGUUACAUUAAAUCUCCGAUAAAGAGGGCGUUCGGCUUCCAGAUGACGUUCAGUCCAAGUGUUAUAUCAUUGUUAUAUUGUGCAUUUUGUUUUUGUAAUUCGGGCCCAACAUUUGGUUUAUAUGAAACUUGAAGCAAAUUGAAUAUUAUAUUGGUAACAAAUACAUAUGAAAUUUGAUUUCAUCGAGUGAUGAUCUUAUAAUAGAGUCGGUGAAGGAUGGUUAUUAUAACAAUUGAUGUUGACCACUUGUCUCGCAGCUGCAUAGUUGGAUGAGGCUUGUUUAAAACGUUGAAAUUAAAUCUGUGCUAUCAGUCUCUCUCAAAGUAGUCUGAAAAUUCCUAUGUACAAUAUUUAUGUAUAUCAAUAACGAAUGUCAUAAAGUGAUACUUGCCGUGUUCCUACACCAUUGUUCUGAAAUAUGUGUGGGUAUACGAUCGAGAAUGAGCUUGAAUGCUAUUUUCCAAAUUUAUAAUAUGGAGCAAGUGAAAUAUGAAUACAAUGGUGUAUACUUGUUGAGUCUUUAAUAAAAUACAAAUAAAAGCACCAACGCAGUUUUUGGUAAUUACCUA